Gallus gallus (chicken) is the source of this 2987-nucleotide messenger RNA. Its product is annotated as G2/M phase-specific E3 ubiquitin-protein ligase-like. The record is from RefSeq and is a predicted model, not a curated record. Gene Ontology annotation, cellular component: nucleus. NCBI's taxonomy places the organism in Eukaryota, Metazoa, Chordata, Aves, Galliformes, Phasianidae. The transcript is spliced from 9 exons. The coding region runs from base 1291 to 2745 and encodes 484 amino acids.
CACUGGACUGCCUUUCUGAGGCCAGGUACGGAUGCCACGAUGCCAGCCUGGGUUUGGUGAGGCCUGGAGUAUGAUCAAAAUUUUGGGAACGCAGUGACAGGUGCAGACACCUCUCGGAGUGUGAUUCCCAACUUCCUGCCUUAAUGCAAAUCUCAAGAACACGAGCCAUGUCACCAAACCACUGCUCACGGCUGUUCGCUGAACCUGACACAUUCUACUCCCCAGUCCUGCAGAUCCAUCACUUCUGGAGAAGGACAGAUGCAAGGGUGAGUUUGGGACUGCCUUCAUGCUCCCCGAUGUGCCCCAGAGAGCAAGGCAGGGAAGGCCACAAGACCACGAUGCCAAAGCAGACAGAAGACCUUCAGAAAUCUGGGUAGAGACUGAGGUGAGGAGAACCAGGCAGUGUUCUGCCUUGAGGAUCUCUCCUUGCACAAAGUCUUGGUGGAGGUGGGAUAUGUGAGAUGGCUUAAUCUUCCAUGACAAGAGCUGACAAGAAGCAGAGAUAAGAAUCAUUCAGUCCUACCACAGGCAGGAUGCCUCCUACCAAGCAGGAGCAACCAACCGCUCACCCUUAUGCAGUACCAGGGCUGCAUUUUGUGGAGAAGCACUGAGAGCAACGGAUCCAGAAGAGCCAUCAUCUACACAAAAGGCUCUGUUUUAAUUCCAAAGAGCAAGGAGCUUAAUGAGGACAAUGAACAAGGAGUCUCAAUAAAAUCUCCUUUCCAUACUGAAGGGUAAUGUUUUCUUAACAAUGCAAUUAGCCCUUAGUAAGCCUGAAGGUCACUUACAGGGAACUUUGUCACCUGAUUGCUCUGACAGUGGGAGAGCGGGGCCAAAGCCUGGACUUAGUGGGCAGCGAAGACAGGCAUCUGGGAUCCCUUUCAAGGGAAGGGGGCAUUGACAAAGCCCUUGGAAAUGAAAUAGGAGCCUUCACCUUACGGAGGUGACUCUGUGCAGUGGAGAAAGGAGGGAACCGGGUCUUCUGGAGGUGAUGCGUAAUACGGAAAGAAGAGGGGAGAUACAGGUUGGGUGUUGGGAGGCAAGUGUUGAUUCUGUUGAGGGUGGGGACGCACUGGAACAGGUUGCCCCGGGACGCCGCCAUGUUGCUUGGGGGCCUGGGACCCACUCCGCCCUGGAGGGGGUAGGCGUGAUGUCACAGUGGGUGGCGGGGAGCAGGCAUUGUGACGCGCGGGGCUGGGAGCAGAGCAAAGGCUGCCGGGCUCAGAGCGUGUGUCAGUGCGGCCUGGCGAGGUGCAGAGAGAGCAGGGACUCUCCAAGUGCUCACCGCCGAUGCGCAACAUGUCCAGUAGGAAGCGGAAGUCCCCCGACUCCGGGGAGCAAGCGUGCGUGCUGUGUCGCCGCGCGGAUGUCAACCCGGACAUCUGCGGGCGCACCUUUGCCGAGAGUGACCUCUGUGUGCAUGAGUUCUGCUUGCUUUUUGCCAACAUCCGCUUUGAGGAAAGCGCCCCCUGGGAGGAAACUGUGGGCCUCCCGGUUGGUACCAUCAGGUGCAGAAUCAAGCAGGCAGACCAGAAGCAAUGCUUUGUUUGUGGCGAGAGAGGAGCCGCCAUCAGCUGCGCAGAGAGAGGCUGUGCACGCAGCUUCCACCUGCCCUGCGCCGUGGACGGCGAAUGUGUCACCCAGUUCUUUGGGCAGCACAGGUCCUUCUGCCGCGAGCACCGCCCGCGACAGGCAGUGGAGGCAGCUCCAUCCCAAGGCACCGACUGCGUCAUCUGCCUGGAGCCCAUGGGGGACAGCACGUCCUACCAGACCCUGAGGUGCCCAGCGUGCAAGCACACCUGGUUCCACCGCAGCUGCGUCCAGGGGCAGGCCAUGAACGCCGGCACUAUGUGCUUCCAGUGCCCCAUUUGUCAAGACACGGAGCAGUUCCGUGCAGAAAUGUCCACUCUGGGGAUCCAAAUCCCAGUCAGGAGACCGUCUUGGUGGGAUGACAGGACCUACCCAUCGCUUCUACGGAGGCACGGGCGCUGCGAUGUCAGCACGUGCCUUUACCCAGGAGGCAGGGAGCAGGAAGAGGCGGAUGGGCCCUGGCAGCUGCUCCUCUGCAGCUCCUGUGCUGCAGAAGGGACCCACCGACGCUGCUCCUACCUGAGCAACAGAGUUAACAGCUGGGAGUGUAACAGCUGUGCUGGCGUGGGCACCGCCUCCAGCAGCAACACGGAGCGCGCCGGCCCCAGUACUUCCAGCCAAGGGGCUCUGGAGCCUCCCCGUGGCUCCCAGGGACUGGAGAACAUCAGCUCCGGCCCCAGCAGCCAGGCAGCAUCGGGCCUACCGCAGAGAUCCCAGCUGCCUGAGAACAGCCACCUGCCCAGUGAGCCUGGGACACGGCAGAGGACAGUCCGCCCACGCCUCCCUGCGGAUCACGAGGCAUCUCGACACCGCGGGAGCGGCCGUACAACAGCCCCACGCACCAGCAGCGGCUCCCGCAGGUCCACCCAACAGAGGGCAUCGCGGCCCUCCGCAGAUUCCCCGGUGGCUGCGCCCAGGAGGGGUCCCAGGCAGCAGGGGACGGGCCGGGUACGAAGCCGCUCCCCGCUACAAGAUCGGGCCUCGCGUUCCCAGAGCCGGCCCAGAAGAAGCCGUGGCAGCAGACAAACGCCACGCCAAGCUGCACGGAGCAGCACACUCUGCUCGGCCACCCCAGUGACAUCGAGGCCCUCGAGGGGUUCCCCGCAGCCGGGACACAGAAGAGCCUCCAGGCAGCAAGGGAGGGCCCACACAUGAAGCCCUUCCACAGCGGGACGUCAGGCUGCGACUUCCCACAGAGACCCGAGCACACCGCGGCAGCCGGUCCCAACAGCGGCGGCCAGCCUGGGCACAAAGCUGCUCCCAGGUCGGUCCAUCAGCAGAACCAUAAUCUCCACAGCCCGACCCUCAGUGUGCAUAGGAACAGCCGUGUGCCAAUGACACCUGCUCAACUUGGUCAACAUCAGCCAAGACAAUAAAUCCCACACUCAUUUACACCA